Messenger RNA from Tribolium castaneum (red flour beetle), 2333 nucleotides. RefSeq names its product mitochondrial ribosome recycling factor 2 (gene mRRF2). Gene Ontology annotation, molecular function: GTP binding; GTPase activity. NCBI's taxonomy places the organism in Eukaryota, Metazoa, Arthropoda, Insecta, Coleoptera, Tenebrionidae. The transcript has 8 exons. The record is from RefSeq and is a predicted model, not a curated record. Gene Ontology annotation, biological process: ribosome disassembly; mitochondrial translation. The coding region runs from base 57 to 2279 and encodes 740 amino acids. Gene Ontology annotation, cellular component: mitochondrion.
CAUUUAUCGCCACAAGUGUCAAUGUCAAAUGAAUUAGGUUAACCCAAUUUUUCAAAAUGUUUUCCAUAAGUGCCCGUGCGUUUUUUAAGCCCCGUCUAGUCAAGUAUUUUAGGUACAGUAGCACUAAAAAGAAAUUUGAGGACGUCGAUGUGAGCAAAAUCCGGAAUAUCGGUAUUUUGGCGCAUAUUGAUGCAGGUAAAACGACAACAACAGAACGAAUGUUGUAUUACUCGGGUUUAAUAAAUCAGAUGGGUGAAGUCCAUCAUGGUAAUACGGUCACCGAUUUCAUGGACCAGGAACGGGAAAGGGGGAUCACCAUAACUUCAGCCGCUGUUACUUUCUAUUGGAAGAAUUAUCAGUUUAAUUUAAUCGAUACUCCGGGUCAUAUUGACUUUACCAUGGAGGUCGAGCAAACUUUGAAUGUUUUGGAUGGGGCUGUGGUGGUCUUAGACGGAUCGGCAGGGGUUGAAGCCCAAACUUUGACGGUUUGGAGGCAAGCAGAUCGGUAUAAAAUUCCUCGAAUAGUGUUUGUAAAUAAAAUGGAUAGGAGUGAUUCAAAUUUGUUUCUGAGUUGUAAAAGUAUAGAAGAAAAGUUGGAAGUGCCAGUGCUUUGUUUACAGUUACCUGUAAUCGAGAAUGGGGUACUCACAGGCAUUGUUGACGUUCUUACAUUGGAAAAAAUUACGUACGACCGAAGUAACGAUAAAUUAAUGAGUCGGGUGGAAAUCACAAAAAAAUCCGAUCCAGAAUUAUGGGAGGACGCCAGACGUCUCCGUUCCCACCUAGUCGAUGUGUUGUCAACCUUUGACGAUUCGUUGGCAAACCUAGUGAUUUCUUCCGAAUCUUUCGAUAUUACAACGGUUGACAUUAUCAAAGCUUUGCGUUCAGUGACGUUGAAACAGAAAGCAGUGCCUGUUCUGAUGGGCAGUGCUUACAAAAACAUAGGGAUUCAACCGCUAAUGGACUCAAUUCUUUUGUACCUUCCGUCACCCAGUGAACGCGACACACAUUUUUCUUCCUUUGAAGAAAACCUCUGCGCGCGAGCAUUCAAAGUCAGGCACGACAAACAAAAAGGACCCUUGACUUUUUUCCGCAUUUAUAACGGCAAGUUCAACAAAAACCAAAGAAUUUAUAGCAUCCAGCAGGAGCAAACCGAACAGUGCGGAAAAUUAUACGUUGCAUAUGCGGAUGAUUUCAAGGAAGUUGAUAGUAUCGGGACCGGCAAUAUUGCGGUUGUUUCGGGUUUGAAGUAUGUUAUGUCGGGGGAUUUAGUUACAAAUUCGCAAUCCUCGGCUCAGAAAGCCAAAGCGAGGAUGUUAAAAUUAACGAAGAAAAAAGGCGAAAUUGAUGAGGAAAGUGUGGAGAGUUUGUUCGGGACCGGUCCGAGAAUCCCCGAGCCGGUUUUUUUCUGUUCGAUAGAACCCCCGAGUUUGGCUUACCAGAACGCACUAGAGCAAGCCUUGACUGAACUGCAAAGGGAGGAUCCUAGCUUACGGGUGACUCAUGACACUGAGACAGGCCAGACUGUUUUAUCCGGAAUGGGGGAAUUACACUUGGAGAUAAUCAAAGACCGCAUUUUGAAAGAAUACAAAAUUGACGCUGAUUUGGGUCCGCUACAAAUUGCUUAUUUGGAAAGUCCGGUAAACAAAGUAACCGAGAGUUUACUAACUGAUACGAAAAUCGCCAACAACAAGCAAAUGGUGAACGUGAAACUGUCCCUAAUUCCGGUGGAAAAGUCCGGCGGUGAUUUAAUGAAAUUGGAUAAAAGUCCGGACGCCGCCAGUAAUAUUGCGAAUAUUUUCCCCAAGCAUUUGCUCGCUAUCAAGCAGGGGAUCGAAGUGGGGGUUGCCCACGGCCCCAAAAUCGGGAGCAGAGUCGUCAACGUGGAAGUAAUGUUGCAUAUGUUUGAGGUGGGCCGAGGCACCUCCGAAAGUGUGAUUGCAGCGACGGUUACACAACUAGUGCAGAAAUUGGUCCAAAAAUCGGGCACCAAUGUUCUCGAACCCAUUAUGCAUUUGGAAAUAGCCGCCCCUGAUGAAUACGUCUCGAGCGUGAUGGGGGACUUGGCAAGGAGGCGGUCGGAAAUUCAGAAUGUGUCAGUUCGUGGGAAUAUGAAGGUGGUUGAAGUGAUGGUACCGUUGGCCGAACUGAUGGGUUAUUCCACGGUUCUGAGGACCAUCACGUCUGGAACGGCCACUUUUACCAUGGAGUUUGGGGAGUACAGGGUUAUGACGGCCGUGGACGAGGAAAAUGCGAUACGGAGUGUGCGGGGGUUUUGAUGUGUGCCAAAGUAGAGUUGUAUUUUUAAAGGCUGAAUAAAUUUUAUUACUAAA